Messenger RNA from Pogona vitticeps (central bearded dragon), 1110 nucleotides. NCBI's taxonomy places the organism in Eukaryota, Metazoa, Chordata, Lepidosauria, Squamata, Agamidae. The record is from RefSeq and is a predicted model, not a curated record.
AUGCCUUUUGAGCAUGUACAGAGUGCCCUCUUUAAGCUCCAGAACCACUCCUUCCAUAAACCAGCCACCAAGGUGGGUGAGCACGUGCUUGGCACAAACAUGGCCUUUUUCCUGCCAGAAGGCCACGUGGCUGAGUGGAACAAGCGCACCUUCGCGCCAUGCUACGGAUAUAGCAUCCGGAAAGUUUUGAACCGGCCUCCCAUCCAUCUCCUGGUGAGGGUGAAGCUAGAAACCAAACCGAAAAAGAAUGAAGAUCGGGUGCUGGUUCUCACUACCUGGCGGAUUUAUCUCUUGGGGCUUAAGGUGCCGGCCAAGGUGGAAUGCUCUUUCAACGUCUUGGAGAUCCGAGCAUUAAAUGCCUUGAAUCACAACCAGAUCCUGGUGGAAACAGAAAAAGCGACCUACAGCUUGAAAUUCCCUACUUCAGAAAGUGCCGACCAGGUCACCAGACACGUCAACAGCGCCUUAGCCAAAAUUUUUCCAAGCCCGGCCUCUGUCUGCUUGAUCCGCCAUGGAAAUGUGGAGACCCCUGAGACGCCACGGGACGUGUCCCCCAAUUCCGAGAGUUCCACUUCCACCAUCCACAGCAUUUGCGGUGGGUUUUCUGAAACAUACGCAGCUCUUUGUGACUAUAAUGGGCAGUCGUGCCGUGAAGAGGUGCAGUGGGACGUGGACACGAUUUACCAUUCGGAAGACAAUCGGGAAUUCAACCUGCUUGAUUUUUGUCACCUGGAAAGCAGGGACUUAGCUCUGAUCGUGGCCGCUUUGGCUUAUAAUCAGUGGUUCACCAAACUCUAUUGCAAAGACUUGCGACUGGGCUCCGAGGUAGCCGAGCAGGUUCUGCAUACGGCGAGCAAGUCCCAUCACCUGGAGGAGUUGGUGCUGGACAAUGCAGGGUUAAAAACGGAUUUUGCCCUGAAACUCGCCUGCGUUUUGUCGGAAAACCCGAACACAGCGCUCCAUGCCCUCACGCUCUCGCACAACCCGCUGGAGGACAAAGGUCUCAGCGCUUUGAGCCAACAGCUGCUGUGUUUCCCUAAAGGUCUCAGCAAACUUUGCCUUUCCAAGACCAGCAUCACUGCAAAAGGUAUCAAUCACAAACUUAAGUGA